AGCAGCAUCACAGACUGCUCUAUGAGCCUGCGGAGAUGGGCAACUGCAUGUGCAUCCGGGACCUCUGCGACCGGCCGAAGAAUACUAACGUCAGGUGGAGGUUACCUGCUGUGUGCUUCAUCUGGCAGCUGUCUAUGAUCAUUCUUUUUGGGGUAUUUGUGCGGUAUAAUGAGGAGGCAGAUACUCACUGGGUUCACUACAAAAAUAAGAACAAUAUAACGAGCGAUAUCGAGAAUGACUUCUACUUCAGAUAUCCAAGUUUUCAGGAUGUUCAUGUAAUGAUCUUCGUGGGCUUUGGCUUCCUCAUGACCUUCUUGAAGCGCUACAGCUUUGGUGCCGUGGGAUUUAACUUCCUGAUUGCGGCUUUCGGCAUCCAGUGGGCUCUUCUGAUGCAAGGCUGGUUCAAUUCUCUGGACUACUCCGACGGAAAGAUCAAGAUCGGUAUAGAAAACUUGAUCAAUGCAGAUUUCUGUGUGGCGGGGUGUCUGAUCGCCUACGGAGCCGUUCUGGGGAAGGUCAGUCCUGUUCAGCUGCUGGUGAUGACGCUGUUUGGUAUCACGCUGUACGCAGUCGAGGAGUACAUCAUCCUGAACAUCCUCCAUGCCAAAGAUGCCGGCGGAUCCAUGGUGAUCCACACUUUUGGAGCUUAUUAUGGUCUGUCCAUUUCAUGGGUUUUGUAUCGGCCUAAUUUGAAUAAGAGCAAACAUUUAAACGGCUCUGUCUACCACUCGGAUGUGUUCGCCAUGAUUGGCACCCUCUUCCUGUGGAUGUUCUGGCCAAGUUUCAACUCUGCCAUUGCUGAUCAUGGAGACGGUCAGCACAGAGCUGCCAUCAACACUUACCUCUCCUUGGCCUCCAGCGUCCUCACUACAGUCGCCAUCUCCAGCCUGUUUGAGAAAACAGGGAAACUAGACAUGGUUCACAUCCAGAAUUCCACGCUGGCUGGUGGAGUUGCUGUAGGAACAGCAGCUGAAUUUAUGCUGUCGCCAUACGGUGCUUUGAUCGUGGGCUUCAUCUGUGGCAUCAUAUCCACAAUGGGCUAUAUUCAUCUCACGCCGUUUUUGGAGGAGAAACUGAAGAUUCAGGACACUUGUGGCAUCCAUAACCUGCACGCUAUGCCAGGUGUCAUUGGAGGAAUUGUGGGUGCCGUCACCGCCGCUGCUGCCACCACCACUGUUUAUGGAGACCUAGGGUUGGCAAAUACCUUUGACUUUACGGGGUCUUUCGCCAAACGUGCACCCAAUAUCCAGGGCGCAUAUCAAGCUGCAGGACUGUGUGUGGCCCUGUGUUUUGGAAUUGGAGGUGGCAUAUUUGUUGGCCUGGUUCUGAAGCUGCCCAUCUGGGGCGAUCCUGCAGACGAAAACUGCUUCGAUGACGUGAUCUACUGGGAGGUUCCUGAAGAUGAAGAGAGUGUUCCUCCCGUCCUGGUCUACAACAACCACAUGAUCCCCAACAAAAACUCAGACAGGAGAGAGACACACUUUGUGGAGCAGAGUUAACUCACGGAGUCCGAUCUGCUUUCCUGCUGCUCUCACUCAACGUUUUGCUUUCCAUGAAGCACAUAUCCACAAUAUUUUAAUUAUACAGAGAAUACAUUUAUUUCACACAGGUUGAGAUCCGAAAAUCUUGAAUAUCUCACUUCAUGUUUUUGCGUAUAGGAAUUAUUUGGUCAGAAUUCAGGUCAUUUAGAAUUAUAAAAUGGAAAAAAUGCAUUUAUCUUUCUUCUUCUUUUUUUUUUUUUUUUUUUAAGUGACUUUCUCUGUGAAUGUGUUCAUAAAAAAGUGACCAAAAAAAACCUCUGAACCUUUUUAAUGAAACCAAUUUCACAUGUGUUAAUUUAAACAUUUGUUAU
Carassius gibelio (silver crucian carp) is the source of this 1852-nucleotide messenger RNA. It is a transcript of the gene rhcgb, whose product is annotated as Rh family, C glycoprotein b. Bases 36 to 1499 code for a protein of 487 amino acids. Gene Ontology annotation, cellular component: plasma membrane. Gene Ontology annotation, molecular function: ammonium channel activity. The transcript has 11 exons. Gene Ontology annotation, biological process: ammonium homeostasis; ammonium transmembrane transport. The record is from RefSeq and is a predicted model, not a curated record. NCBI's taxonomy places the organism in Eukaryota, Metazoa, Chordata, Actinopteri, Cypriniformes, Cyprinidae.